AUGUCCGCCCAAACCACCAGUGCACAGAUACAAGCACAAGCAGCACCCAGCUACACCACAUGGCAGCCACGAAGACCACGAACAUCCAGCACAGCCAGUGCAAGUUACAGCGAUAAUUCCGACCCCGACUUCUUCCCAAACCACUCCACCAACACCUCCACCUCCACCACCACCACCACCACCAUCCCCCUCGACCCAUCCUCAAUCUACCCAAACGGUCGAAAGUCCCUCUCAGCAAUCUCCCUCCGCGCAUUCGCCCUCGGCACAAGCUUAGGCCUAUCAACCAGCUUAACAAUCUACCUCGCCUUUGCACCAGGAAGCAACUCACCAACCUGGCGCCUCCCAUUCUUCAUAACAUCCCUAUCCCUCUUCCACUUCCUAGAAUUCUUCAUAACAGCCCACUACAACACCGCAGCCGCAACAGUCUCCUCAUUCCUCCUAUCCUCAAACGGCUGGGCCUACAACGCCGCCCACGGCUCCGCACUCCUUGAAUGCACACUGCGAUUAUGGCUUUGGCCUAGCUCGAGCUCGAGCUCGCCCUCCUCCACCACCUCCUCCGUUGGCCUUUCGCCUUCUUCCAUCUGCGUCGUGCUAGGCCUCCUCCUCGUCAUCCUAGGCCAAAUCACCCGAUCACUCGCCAUGGCGCACGCGGCCGCGAAUUUCAAUCACCACGUUCAAUCUAGACAUAAAGAUGGUCAUGUACUCGUCACCAGUGGUGUUUAUGCGGUUCUCCGGCAUCCGAGUUAUUUUGGGUUCUUUUGGUGGGGACUGGGUACGCAGUUGGUUCUUGGGAAUUUUGUUUGUUUUGUGCUUUAUGCGGCUGUUUUGUGGAAGUUUUUUGCUUCUAGGAUUCGGACGGAGGAGUCGUUUCUUAUUAACUUCUUUGGUGAUGAUUAUGUUCAGUAUAAGAAGAAUACUCGUGUCGGGAUUCCGGGGAUUGCUUAA
Messenger RNA from Penicillium waksmanii, 945 nucleotides. RefSeq names its product protein-S-isoprenylcysteine carboxyl O-methyltransferase. The transcript is spliced from 2 exons. Gene Ontology annotation, cellular component: endoplasmic reticulum; membrane. The record is from RefSeq and is a predicted model, not a curated record. NCBI's taxonomy places the organism in Eukaryota, Fungi, Ascomycota, Eurotiomycetes, Eurotiales, Aspergillaceae. Gene Ontology annotation, molecular function: protein C-terminal S-isoprenylcysteine carboxyl O-methyltransferase activity. Bases 1 to 945 code for a protein of 314 amino acids. Gene Ontology annotation, biological process: C-terminal protein methylation.